This is a messenger RNA of Portunus trituberculatus (swimming crab), 3886 nucleotides long. Its product is annotated as FGFR1 oncogene partner 2 homolog. The coding region runs from base 297 to 1076 and encodes 259 amino acids. NCBI's taxonomy places the organism in Eukaryota, Metazoa, Arthropoda, Malacostraca, Decapoda, Portunidae. The transcript is spliced from 6 exons. The record is from RefSeq and is a predicted model, not a curated record.
UCGUGGUAGCGAGCAGGUGUGCGAGAAGUGUUCGCUGCUGCUCCACAAGUGCUUCCCCCGUCACGCCCGGCGCCCCCCAAGCUUCGUUCACUAUCCGGAAACUGCCCGUGACGUGACACAAACAUACCCUUAACUAGAUCAUAAAAUAAGUGCAGCGAGUAAAAGAUAGAACGAACCAUAAGACUGCAAGAGGAGAUGGUGCCUUGUCAUAGUGUGUGACAGUAUAGCAAGACCAGAGACACUUCUAGUCAUUGUUUGGUGCAAGCAAGAAAGGAGACAGUAAGCAAGCAAGCAGAAUGAGAGGAGGUGCAGGAAGCCUCUCUCAUGCUAGCUGUUCUGGUGGUGGUGGUGGUGGUGGGAAGGUAGAGGCUCACUCCUCCACCCCCACCUCCACAGCAGCAUCUUCACCCCCAACCACUGCUACCAUUACACCCACACCACCCAAGCACCCUCCCCACCACCACCACCAUCACCAUCACCACCAUCAUCACCGCUCCAAGCGAAAGCACACCGUGGUAUUUAAGUACUGCGAGGAAAUGAAUGAGUUGAAUGAGGCGGCCAACAACAGACCUCGCAGUGCCCUCAUCCACUCCAUCCAGCAGGAGAACAAACACAUUCGACAACUCCAGCAGGAAAACAAAGAGCUGCGUUUGGCAUUAGAAGAGCACCAGAACGUCAUGGAACUGAUCAUGUCCAAGUACCGACAACAAGUGGCCCAGCUGGUGACAGUCAACUCGCAGCCCUCUCAGCCCAGCACUCAGGAGCAGGCCAAGCUUUCAGCCCACAUUGAGCGAGUGAGUGAGAUGGUGGCAGUGAUGAGAAAAGCUGCCACCCUCGGAGAUGAUGAGACCAACCAACAGCAGAGACUCAUCACUGCACUGGCCACAGAGAACAAGGGCUUGAGAGAAAUGUUGAACAUAGCUAGUCGUUCAGGCUCCCUGCAGCCGCGCACCAAUGCUGUUGAUGCUGGCACACAGACUGGACAAGAUUCACCCAAGUCAGAAGAAGAUGCCUCACAAGAUGUACAGGAAGAGGAGUCAGCAUCUAUAGAUACUCAUAAAUCUUCAGUCUCAUGAUAAAACUUACAGAACUAAACUUAAACUUUUGCCUUCCUCUCUUCUGUUUUCAAAGUUCAGAAGAAAUGAAAAUUUUGUCUUUACUUAGGCAAGCAAAGUGCCAAGAACAUAUGAGUGUUUGUCUUCAAUAUAUAUAUAUAUAUAUAUAUAUAUAUAUAUAUAUAUAUAUAUAUAUAUAUAUAUAUAUAUAUAUAUAUAUAUAUAUAUAUGAAGUGAUUGAAUGUUACCUGCCAAGGAUAAUGUUUUGCUUGCAAGUGAAGAUGGUGUGAGGUUAUGAAGAAAGCAAGUGUGAAUGCAUGAAAUCAUGUGCAGAAGUGUAGCAUCGUUUGUAUUGAUGGCAGUGUUACAGGGUCUGGCUUGCCUAGUAGUGGAAUGUCACUGAUUUUGUUUGAAAAAUUAGUACCUUCGCUAGUUAGCUUUCUUAUGAAGUCAUAAGUUAUUUUUUAUUUUAGGUGAGUAAACGACCAUUGAGACCAUCAGUAAUUUUCAAAUAUCUAAUUUCUUUAAAUAUAUUGUCCUGACUGGACCAGUGCUUUGGAAUACCUGUGAGUCACGUGACUAUGACAGAUCAUGUGACCUUGAUUUAUAAAUAUUUUUUAUCGUCAUUAUCACAGAUUUUUAUUAUUUAAAGGAGCUCCACAAGUAUUUGCUAUGAAAGUAUAAAAAGGUAAAAUAGUGAAGCUCCUUCCUUCCCUAUAACUAUUAAAAUGUUUAUAAUGAGAAGAUUGGUUUAUUUAAGACAAUACGUGAAUUUGUUGUUAUGUGCUACUUUUUUCUUUUAAGUAAAUUAUGAAUUAUUUCUUGCCUUGAAAUCUGUAAUUUUAUUUACUUGAAUGUAGAGGCAUAUGUAAUAUUACAUCAAUAUCAAAUAAUAGUGCUCUCUCUCUCUCUCUCUCUCUCUCUCUCUCUCUCUCUCUCUCUCUCUCUCUCUCUCUCUCUCUCUCUCUCUCUCUCUCUCUCUCUCUCUCUCUCUCUCUCUUGUAGAUCAUUCAAAUGCAGCAGCUCAUAUUUAUUCCCAUUAGCAUUGUAUUACACAAUGUUGUGCUGCUAGAAGCUGUAGGAGACUGAAGUAAGCCAUCUACUAGUUACAUUUCUGUGGUCAUAUUAAGGUCAAGGUACAGUAUACAGCAUCAUCUUAGGUACUGAAGUUUUUUCACCAUCAAGACUUUAUUUCCUCCCAGAUAAUGAAUUAAAGGAGGUGUAAUAAAAGUUUUAAAGCAAUUCUUGGAUAUGAAGUAUUUUGUCAGGAGUGACAGAUUUUUCGUUAAAAUAUUCAGUAAACUGUGAAUGCUGCUUGAAGCGAGUUUGUUCCAUUAGUGAGUAUAAGAAGGAAGAAUUUUCUGUGUUAUGUUGUGCAGUAGUGUUGUAGUACAAGCAACAUACAGUUUUAUUACAUAAUUACUUUUAUCCGUAGGACCAGUCCACUAUUACUGAGAAUACAUCCUUUAAGUGUCUACAUGCAAAUCUAGUCCUGGAGAUUGCACCACUAUAUCUUUGAAAACAGAGAAUGGAUAACCUACCACACAUUCCUACUUCAUCCAUGUUUGCUUCCUUUUGUGUGUGUGUGUGUGAGAGAGAGAGAGAAAGAGAGAGAGACUAUGAGUGUAUGUGGAGACAUGCAUACAAGCCACUGCUAAUGCGCAUCACUCAUUCAGGACUGGUCCACUGCCCUUAUCAUCUUGGAAGUCUCAGUUUCUUAUUCAGAUCUAUAAACUCUUUAUAAAUAGUAAGAUUUUCAAAGAAAAGAACAUUUUAAAUGUUACAUCAAUUUGAAUUUUGAGUCAUUAAAGAUAUAUGAAGGAAUUGUGCCAUCAUUUUUGCUCUGUCUGUGUUACAGAUAUACAUACUAUAGCCGUAAGUAUUGUUACUAGCAGAUUUUUGCAUCAUGAUCUUAUGCCAUGUAUAAUGUACCAUUUAGAAAGAUCCAUACAACAUGAGGUCACUCAUAGUCAAAUAGUAUCACUGUGUCACCCUCUUGCACCCUGAUCUGUGCCCCUCAUUAAUGUUUGCAGCACCAGUGGGAUGAUACACAGCGUAGAGCAAUCCAUGAGCAAUCAAUCCUGGCACACACUUCAUUUGAUGAACUGAAGGAAAGGUUCUAUUGGUGCAGCAUCAGCUUUGAGGUCUUGUAUGAAGUGAGAAUGUGUUUGGUCCUGAUGUAAUGAACUAUUCUUAUUGUUACUUUCCAUUGUGAAUGUGAAGUGACUGCUUAUAUUGCUGCUGGAAAUUAACUUAAAAGGUAACAGUUUGCAAUUUAUAAAGUAGUGUGUUAAUGCACUUCAUUGUGGAAAUUCUUAUAGGAACUUAUAUAUCAAUGGGCCUCUUUUUUUCUCUCCUGUGUAACUGCAACAAACCUUAGUGUGUGUGUGUGUGUGUCUGUCUGUAUGUGCGCGUGUGUGUGUGCGCACACGUCAUCCCUCUCUACCCCCAUCUCUUCAUGCCCAUUCUCAGACUAUGUAAUGACAUGUAAACCAUGACCCUGAAUUUACUGUGAUUAUAUCCAGUUGGAAUGAAAUUUAUUAUGCAUAAUGAUACAUGACAUUAGCCCUCAAUGACAGUUGAUUUUUGCAUUCAGUAACUUUUUAGGUGGAAGCAAAAUAUACCUACCAGUCAGGCCUUGUCUUUUGAUGAGUAGGUUACAUAUCUGAUUUUCUUAGGGAUUGGUUGUUUAUGAGUUAGUUCGCAGCAAAUAUUCAGUAUGAUAUAACUCGCCAACCAAGUCACAAUAUUGUCUGGCUAGCUCAAGGCAGUGGCUGAUGUGCCCAACCUGCAACUUCAUCACAUGUUCCAAUAAACAUCAAUAUUUGGUG